UACGGAGGAAGUAGCACCGCCCUGCUCGCCGCCUAAGCUCCCGUGCGGGGCAGCAACCCCCGCCCCACCCGCGUCGUUCCGCCCCGAGCCAGCCCGGGCUCUGCUCCCGUUUGCUUGCUCUCCGACUCUUCUCCCCGCGGCCGGCACGAGCCCAGCGGCGCCAUGGGCUGCACCGUGAGUGCCGAGGACAAAGCGGCCGCCGAGCGCUCCAAGAUGAUCGACAAGAACCUCCGCGAGGACGGCGAGAAAGCGGCGCGGGAGGUGAAGCUGCUUCUCCUCGGUGCAGGAGAGUCUGGAAAGAGCACAAUUGUAAAACAGAUGAAGAUUAUUCAUGAGGAUGGAUACUCAGAAGAGGAGUGCCGGCAGUACAAAGCAGUGGUUUACAGCAACACCAUUCAGUCCAUUAUGGCCAUCAUCAAGGCAAUGGGAAACCUGCAAAUUGACUUCGGGGACCCUUCCAGAGCAGAUGAUGCCCGCCAGCUGUUUGCACUCUCUUGCACUGCAGAGGAGCAGGGAAUCAUGCCAGAGGACUUAUCCAAUGUGAUCCGGAGGCUGUGGGCAGACAAUGGAGUCCAGGCCUGUUUUAAUCGUUCGCGAGAGUAUCAGCUGAAUGACUCUGCUGCAUACUAUCUGAAUGAUUUGGAGAGGAUAGCCAGAGGUGAUUACAUUCCAACCCAGCAAGAUGUGCUGAGAACCAGAGUGAAGACUACAGGCAUUGUAGAGACUCAUUUUACCUUCAAGGAAUUACAUUUCAAGAUGUUUGAUGUGGGGGGCCAGAGAUCCGAGAGAAAGAAGUGGAUCCAUUGCUUUGAAGGAGUGACAGCCAUUAUCUUCUGUGUUGCCCUGAGUGCAUACGAUUUGGUUCUGGCUGAAGAUGAAGAGAUGAAUCGGAUGCACGAGAGCAUGAAACUAUUUGACAGCAUCUGUAACAACAAGUGGUUCACGGAUACAUCCAUCAUUCUCUUCCUCAACAAGAAGGAUCUCUUUGAGGAGAAGAUCAUCCACAGCCCCUUGACGAUCUGCUUCCCAGAAUACACAGGAGCAAACAAGUAUGAUGAAGCUGCUGGCUACAUCCAGAGCAAAUUUGAGGACCUCAACAAGAGGAAGGACACCAAGGAGAUCUACACCCACUUCACUUGUGCCACUGAUACCAAGAACGUGCAGUUUGUCUUUGAUGCUGUCACCGACGUCAUCAUCAAAAACAACCUGAAGGACUGCGGGCUCUUCUAGUUCUUCAGGUGGCACCUACUGAGGAACACAGGAAGGAUUACUUGAACUGCUCCAUAUGAGGAAGAGGCUGGUGUUGAUGAAGGGAGGACUGCACCAUUUAAUGACUUCUGCUUCUUAAGUUUUUUGUUUCAUUCCUUUUAAUUUUCCUAAUGAUGAGACUUUGGCAAUUCCGCUGUCCAAGGGACAGGCUCCAUUGCUUCCCCUGCCCUGUGCUCUCCCAGGUGCCUGUCGUAGGCUGUUUGUAUCCUCCCGCUCUGCCCACAAAGCCUUACUGAAGCACCUAUUAUUGGUGGCCUGCCAUAGCUGUAACAUUUCCAUGUAUGUCCAUUAUUAUUAUUAUUAUUAUUAUUAUUUUGUUAAGCUGAAGUGCAGAAACUAGCAGGUCAGGGGAUUUUGGAGAUGUUUUUAACGUUCUUUCGUUCUUUUUUGAGACAUGAAUAUAUAUUUCUGCUCCAAACAGCCCUCUGUCUGGCUCUGCCAAAGCAAUCCACUGUCCAUUAGUUUUUCACCUUCAGUCAGGUGGAGCUCUUGCCAUGGAGCAAGCGCCUACCUCUGUAAUUUGCACAGACCAGCAAGAAAGCAAAAAAACAUUCCUCUAAAAGCCAAUUCGUGCAGGAAAAGUUGGUCUUUUUUUUUUUUUAAAGGAAACCUUUUUUUAAAAAAUACUUUAUUUAAAAUGUCAAGUAGUAAACGGUUGAGUUGCCCCAAUACCUUCUCUAGUAAAUUUUGUGCCUUGAGGGUGUCUGUAUGUUUACAUCUGUUUCUUAGUUUGCUUCAAUGUGCAUUGUGUUUAGAAUAGAAUAAAAUGGGUUCCCCCCUUUUUUUCCAGCCCUUCUCCCCCUUUCUGCUGUGGUCCAGGCCAAGCUUUUUAUGAGGGGGCCGUGCCCAUGGGUGUAAAGCAUGUUUCUUCCUGGCCACAGAAUUAGGCUCCUAAGGGCUAAGAUUCCACUGAGGACUAAGCAAUGUCAGUGUCAACUUUCUAUUCUUUUGUGCCACACCCCAGGGCCUGGGGGUGCUCCUGAGGUUGCUGUAAUGUCAGGUCUAUUUUAAUGUAUUUUCCUAGCUCUAACUGUAGUGUCAGUUCAGGAAACACUGCUGUAUGUAAGCGGUCCGGCCUGCCGUGCAGUCGAUGGGCACUGGGCCAUUAGUAACCGUCAGGCGCAGCCUAGCUUUUAUCACAAAUGUUUUACCAAAUUGUUCACAUGGUUUGAAAUAAUAAAAAGUAGAAAGAAA
This is a messenger RNA of Elgaria multicarinata webbii, 2463 nucleotides long. It is a transcript of the gene GNAI2, whose product is annotated as G protein subunit alpha i2. The record is from RefSeq and is a predicted model, not a curated record. Gene Ontology annotation, cellular component: heterotrimeric G-protein complex. Gene Ontology annotation, biological process: adenylate cyclase-inhibiting G protein-coupled receptor signaling pathway; gamma-aminobutyric acid signaling pathway; G protein-coupled adenosine receptor signaling pathway. Lineage: Eukaryota; Metazoa; Chordata; Lepidosauria; Squamata; Anguidae. The coding region runs from base 163 to 1230 and encodes 355 amino acids. Gene Ontology annotation, molecular function: GTP binding; G-protein beta/gamma-subunit complex binding; GTPase activity. The transcript has 9 exons.